AUGGCUACCACGCAAUCGUACACGCCCGACGCGCACCGGCUGGCGGCAUCUUUGCCCGCCAUUUACGCCAGCCACCCGGCCGCCCAGGGCCUGGCGGCCGCCCGCCGAAUCACCGUUACCGCCGCCGAACUGCAGGCUGCCGGCUGGGGCAACCCCACCGAUCCGGCUGUCAUCAACACCGCUGCGUUGCUGCUGCUUGCCGGCCUCCCCGAUGCGGCCGACCGUCCCGGCGUAUCUGCUGCCAUCGCCGAAGCGUGGCUGCGGGGCGCUGGCGCUCCGGGCGAAUUUGUGGCUGCGGUAUCAGAUGCUAUAGCCGGCGCCUGGCGGGAGCUGCAAACCGUUGCCGUGGCCGCAGAUCAAGCAGGCAGCGCGGUACUGGGCAACAACGGAUUGCUGCUCGGACACGCGGCUCUGCUCGACCUGGUUGCCCUGGAACGCCACCGCGACUACUUGCGUGAAGUGCCGCCGACCGGAAGCGAAAGGUAUCUUUCUGCAUACCGUCAGGGAUGUUUGAUCCCGGCGCUGCUCCUCGGUCCGCGCUUGUCGAUGCCCGCGGCGAUGGCGAUGUACGCGUCGCGUAUGCCAAGUCUGGCCGAGUUUCUGGACGAGCAGGAUGCCGCCCUGGUGCCAACCGACUGGCGUCGACUGGCCCAGGUGGGUGAUGUGCAGAAAGGCGUGGUGCGCCUGCUGGCCGGCGAAGACCCGGCGUUGGUCAAGUCGGAGAUGCCGCCGCCCGGAUUGCCCUACGCCGAAUACCGUGGACAGCAACGCUCCGUCAUCGCCGGCAGCCACGACCUCAUCCUGAACCUUACGCACGACCGCAUCGAGGCGUCCCGCAACGUCGCCGCCGAAAAGUACCUGGAAAGCGAUACCAUUCACAAGCCGGCGGUCGAGGAAAACCUUUUCGUCAGCGCCCGUCGCCGUGCCCGCCAACUGGGAAUGUCUGCGGAGACGGCGGAAGACAUCGCCCGCCUGCUCCUCUCCAACGCCCGUGCCGUGCAGGAGCGCACUCUCAACGACAUCGCCCAGCGGCUCAGCCGGCUGCACGGGCAAAUCCUGGAUGCCGACUCUCCGGAGUCGCGCACCGAAGAGCAGGACAUGGCCAUACCGUCGCUGGUGGUGCGCACCGGCGACCAGCCACUGGCCCGAGAAAACGAACUCAUCAAGGAGCUGCGCGUAACCGGGCUCAACGAAAGCUAUCCUGAACAGCGCCGGCAGUUCGCCCAGUGGUUCGAUGCUCCUCAUCCCUACAUGGAAACCGGCCAGAUUGUCGCCAGCCGCGACGCCGACCUGUUCCUGCAAGCCCUCACCGAUGGACAACGCUGCAAGGUCGUCCUCGGGUUCCGUGACCUGGAACUGACCCACGCUGCCAUUCGCGACACUCGGGAGGAGCGGCGGCAAGGCCGGUCGGACACCGGCCACCCCAAUGUGCGGUCCACCGCUCGCCAGGCCAUGCACGACCGUUUGCUUACCCUGGCCGCCGCCGGCCUCGAUUUGCACCGCACCGACGCCUACCUGCAGAUGGAUCGCCUGGCCAUCACGGAAACGGCGUUCGCCCUGGGCAGCGCCAUUCCCCUCAGCUUGCUCAACUCGGCGUUGGGUUUGCGCCUGCGCGACAGCGCUACCGAUACCUUUCUGCCUCUUUUGCGCCUUGCUGACAUUCUGCACACCCAGCAGGCUGAGUCGGGCGGGCCGUGCCGCACGCUGGUGCUCGACGGCCUCGGCGGUGAUGUGUACGUCCGCAUGGCCCGCAACGUGGCCGAGGAGUUCGGGUUCAUCAAGCCGUCGGCGUUGUACUUGCGUAUGGUCCGCAGCCUUACCAUCUACCACGACCCGCGCACCGGCUCAGCCGUCGAGGUGAUGACCAACCGCGUGCCCCCGGGGAGCAUCACAUAUCGGGACGAUGCCGACGAAGUGCGCCGGCGCAUCGGGCGGGCCUACACGGGUGGUCGCCAGACGCUGGAAGAGCAACGGCGGCUCGGUGGCAAUCCCGACCCCCGGGUCUGCGGCGUCGCCAGCCUGCACGCUUUCCACGCCACCACCGGAGCCAGCGAUUUCACCGAACUGCAACGCCAGUGUCGCGCCGGCGAGUUGCUGUGCGGUCAGUGCAAAGCAUCGGCGACGGAUCGCCUGAUAAAAUACCUGCAAGAGCACCGGCUAGCCGGGCAGGAUUUGCCGCCGGAAACCUUGCAGCGCGCCCGCGAUUUGGCUGGUCUGGACGCCUGA
This is a messenger RNA of Geodia barretti, 2226 nucleotides long. Lineage: Eukaryota; Metazoa; Porifera; Demospongiae; Tetractinellida; Geodiidae. The record is from the annotation of a GenBank genome assembly.